Messenger RNA from Motacilla alba alba, 5286 nucleotides. It is a transcript of the gene MEIOC, whose product is annotated as meiosis specific with coiled-coil domain. The transcript is spliced from 20 exons. The record is from RefSeq and is a predicted model, not a curated record. Bases 1 to 5286 code for a protein of 1761 amino acids. NCBI's taxonomy places the organism in Eukaryota, Metazoa, Chordata, Aves, Passeriformes, Motacillidae. Gene Ontology annotation, biological process: female meiosis I; male meiosis I; mRNA stabilization. Gene Ontology annotation, molecular function: zinc ion binding; nucleic acid binding. Gene Ontology annotation, cellular component: cytoplasm; nucleus.
AUGGAGCCCAACGUGGCGUUCCGAGGCGGCGGCCGCUGCUGGGGCAGCGCGGAAGCGGGCGGGAGGCCCUCGGAUGUGUUCAGCACUGCCCUGCCGGGCUCUGCCUCGCUCUAUGGCUGCUACAAAUCACAGAAUGAAGAAAAUGUGGAGUUACCUCAGGCCUACAGCUCUUCCCUUUCAACAUCAGAGUACUCUGCACCCAUGGACCCUUCCCUUUUGUACCCCCCUUGGUCUACGUGUACAGAUGACACCAAGCCACCUGCUGCUCCUCAGAUUAACCUGAAGUCCAGGAUUCAGCCCGAAAGGAAUGAUUAUGGCAGUGAAACUGAUUUGUAUGGACUCGUGUCAAACAUCUUGGAAGAACAAGACAAACCACAGCCGUGCUUUGCUGAGGGGAGUUGCCCUCCUGCCCUGAAGUCAGUGUGGCCAGUGAACACGAGCAGAAUGGAGCACCAUGACCUGUUGCCAGAAGCCAGGAGGGCAGUUGUUGGAGCAGUGCCCCAGCAGGGUUUCUAUGGCACCGAGUCCCUCCCUGCUGCUGACAAGCAGUUCCUGCAGAGUCCCGCUCUGGUGGCGCAGCAGAAAGCAGACGAUUGUUACCGCGGCUUUGCCGGCGUGGACCUGGAAGAGCAGAGCUUGUACUCUGCCAGGAGUGAUCGUGCCAAUGGCUGCAGCUUGCAGGCUAAUGAGAGUGUGAAGACAACACCUGUAUACCAGAACUACCCCUACCUGAAAAACACCUUUGCAGCCCAGGCUGGGUACUCGGAAGCAAUCAAAGACUCGGGAGCUGAUGCUUAUUCCUAUGGAAGGGAGAAGGUGUGUCCCAAAGGAGCAGAUGCACAGGUGCACCCAAAGCGGGCAGAAACGUUCCUUCCACAGUGUCACAGAUACAAUGAGAACACAGAUUUUACCAGAUACACUGAAUAUUCUCAUGCUGGUAAAGCAAAGCCCAACAAGGGCACCAGUUGUAGCCUCCAAGAAAAUAGAAAGCUGGUAAAUGGAACCCCUGAGGCACCAUCUCUGGAUGCAGAGCCCUAUGCUAAAUUAUUUCAAGUUAAAUCAGGAACUCAGAAAAAAUUUGAAGAUACAAUUUCAGAUCAGCAUGACUUUGCCUUUCCCAAGUCUGUAGGACUUGUAUCAGAAAAACAAUUUGCAAGCGAAUCUUCCUUCAGCACUGAUUUUGGGCAAAAAUUUGAAUAUGGACUAAAAUCUUUUGCAGCUUGUCCAGGGAAUAAUGGUGUGGAAAAGCAGCAGUUUUCCAAGGCCGAUCUUCAGAAUCCUGAAUUCUAUAAAUCACUCCCGCUGUUGCCCAGUGCAGCAGUCCCCUCAGCAGGCUCUAGUGCCAGGCCAGGGUGGAUGAACAUCCAAACCAAACCCACGGCCUCUGGCCCCUUCCAGAAUCCAAACCCUUUGUUGAAACUGAAUAAUCAGUCACCUCCAUUUCCAAAAAGCUCUCGUCAUUCUAAUGAUGUUUUUCAGUUGCCAUCUUCAAAUUUGCCUUUAAAUAGUAAUUUACUUCACAAGUACUGUCAAGACAACCCAUUCCUCUCCAGCCUUGACUUCGGCUACAGCACUGCAGAGCGAGCUCGGGCAGCUGCGUGCAUGGAAGCCCUGGUUAGGGGUGGGGAAGAGAACCUCAUCGAGUACCUCAGCGAGAAGAAGUUGAAGCAGCCAAAUGGAUUCUGUGACAGUUACUUGGCUCAGCAGUUGGGGAUCAUUGACAAUCUGAACAAUAAGCGUUUCCAGCUGAAGCCGCAGAGCGAGCACUGUGAUCUGGAAGGGCAGAACCAGGUGGAUGGGGUGUUUCAGGACAUGUACCAGGAGUUACUGGAGUCUCAGGGGCAGCUGCAUCUCGGGGCAGGGAACGGGGACACCGGUGCCAUUGCUGCUGGGAGCUGCCUGCAGGCUCCAGGCAUUCCCAACUGCGUGGUGGGUGACUUCAGGCGGAACCGGCAGCUGGGCCCCAGCACCUUCCCCAUGAGAUCUGCUCACCUCUUGGGCCGGUCUGUGGUGCCUCUGGUGGAGCCUCACACCUUGUUCUCCCAGGACGACCUCAAACGCCUCUACCCGUGCUUCACAGAGAAGAUGUACGGUGACAAUGCCCUUUCUGGUUUUGUGUCAGCAUUUGGAUUUCAAAAGCAAGUUAAAAGUCGCAGUGGGCCUGCCAGCGAGCUGCAUGUGAGACUGGAAGAGUGUUACGAGCAGUGGAGAGCGCUGGAGAAAGAAAGAAAGAAGACUGAAUCAGCUCUUGCUAAGAAUUUCCAAGGGAAGAAGGUUUCCAGUACUAACAACAUUCCAAUUCCAAGGCUGACAUCAAAUCCAUCAAGGGUUGAUCGCUUAAUUGUGGAUCAGCUACGGGAACAAGCCAGAGUUGUGACUUUACUGGGGAAGAUGGAGCGCCUGCGCAGUUCCCCGCUGCACGCCAACAUCUCCACUGCUCUGGACAAACUCCUGGAGUCGAUCCACGUGGUGCAGGCUUGCAGGAAGGAUGAAAUUGUCAGUGCUUCCAGCCGGCAGCGGCACGGCCCUCCCAGGUGCCAGGAUGAGAGAGUGGUGCUGGCUCUGGCCGCGGCGCUCCGAGCCCUGUGCCUGGCCACGCGCAAGGUGCGCACCGUGCUGUGGUGCGCCUUCCAGAUGACCCUGCCCAAACCCUCCGCUGGCAAACGGGCUCGGGAGAGACUUCCUCAGGAGGGAGCGGUGCCCGAAGAGAAACGAGCCGAGACCCCCCCGGCUGCGGCCGCGGCCCCGCGAGGGCCCAGGGAAGGGGGGGCAGAGGGAGCCCCGGGGCCGUGCACGGACCUGCUCCGCAGUGUGUAUGAGAGAGGAGAGGCCGGGGUAACCCGCUCCGGGAAGGGGCCGAUGCGCCCAGGGCUGCGCCGUCCUCCCCACGGAGCCCGCAGCCCCCCGGCGCCUCGUGGGCUGCAGGGGAGCCCCGGCGGGAGCACGGCGCGCUCCUCGGCACGGGGAGAACGGCGAGACCCCGCGGGCCCGGGGCGGCGGAGGGACCCGCGCCCUUACCAGGCAGGCGGCCAGGACGGCCCGCAGCGCCUCCAGCCGCUCCUCGUCGCUCUCCUCCUCCCGCAGCAGCCCCUCGAUGUAGGCGCCGUACACGGCGCGGUCCAGCCCCAGCGCGUCCAGCCGCGCUGCGAGCCAUGCCGGGAAGGGCGGCGGCUCCGGGAGCAGCACGGGGGCCGGGAUCGGGAUCGCCAUCGGGAUCGGGGCCGCGCCCGCCCCGCCGGGCGCCGCCAUCUUGGGCCUGCAGAGGGAGGGGACGGUGGCCGCGGCGGGACAAACUUGUGGCGCCGGCGGGAGCGGAGGGAGCGAGGUCGGUGCCGGUGCCGGUGCGGCCGUGCCCGGACGGGAGCGGCGGGGCCGGGCGGGCGGCCCGGUGUGCCCCGUGUGCGCCCCGCGCCCCCUGCGCCCCUGGCACAGCCUCUCUUUACCCCGGAGAGCGGUUUCGCGGGGAGCGGCGCGUCCCUGCGCGGCCGCCGUGCGGGGCGGGGCGGGCGGCGAAAUUUAAACACGGACGAGCGGCGGGCUCCCGGCGCCUCCGAGCCGGGCAGGGCCGUGGCCAUGGCCGGCACGGCCUCCCCUCGGCCCCUCCGCGGACAGUCCUUCUACCUGGACCUGCCGAGCGGCCGCAGCGCCCGGGAGCUGGCGGAGGCCAUCGGGCGGCUCGGUGGGGUGACCGAAAGCUUCCUCAGCAAAGAAAUCACCUGUGUGGUGUCCAGCAACAGAGAGGCCAAGCGGGGCCAGGCCAGGGCUCGGGAGGAGAAGCAGAACAGCCCAGCUGCAGAAGGCACAAACCCCACGGGCUCAGUGCCUGCUGCCCCCAAAGGGACCCCAACCAGAGCUCGCCAGAAGCCACCGUACACUGCGCUGCUGAGCCGGGGGAAGGAGCUGCUGAACAAGGCCAUGAAGAACCAGGACACCUGCAGUGGCAGCAGCAUCCUCGCCAACGCUCGCCUGUGGGGAGUCCAGAUCCUGCAUGUGGAUGAAAUGUUGGCCUAUGCCCAGCAGCUGCUGCGGGCCAUCUCGGGAGCAAGGAAGCAGUGCCAGAAGACAGAGGUGAAAUGCCCUGCCUCUAGAUCCAAAAUUCACAAAGGAAAAUUGAAGCCCCCCUUUCUGAAAGUUGAAGACCAGAGCAGGCAAUUCCGGCCCUUCCAUCACCAGUUCCAAAGCUUUCCUGACCUCAACUUCCUGGCACCCAAAAGCUCCAGCCCAUUUGAGCCUCUGAAAAGCCUCUCCAAUUCCUGCCAAGCCAGGGGUGCUGAGGGCUGUGCCCUGCACAGUGCUGGGGGGAAGAGCCCCCGCUCCACACACGUCACCAUGCCCAGGAAAAGGAGGGGGUUUUGCGAGUGCUGCCAAGAGACCUUUGAAGAGCUGCAGAAGCAUCUCCAGAGCCCCCAGCACCAGAGGUUUGCCAGGGACAGCUCCCAGUACAUCCCUGUGGAUCGUGUCAUCUCCCAGCUCACCAACAGCUUUGUGGAGUGGUCAGCCAAGUCCUGCCUGGCAGAUGAACGUGUAGUGCCUCAAGCACACGGCACUGGAGGAACGAAGCUGCUGCCAGCAGAGCUGGGAAAGGAAGGGGAGCAGCCUGAGCAGGGUGCUGUGGAACUGGUAAUGGAUACAGAGCUGGAUCAUGGCCUGAAGACCCAGGGACAUUCCCCCUGCCUGCCCAGGGACACGGUCAGAGAUCCCAGAGGAGGGGGCUUGUCAAAGCACAGCUCCCUGGAGCUGCCAAGAGGAGCAGGGCUCAGCAGAGGGGUCUGUGCUGCCCAUGGUACCAUGGGGGAGGCUGGGCUGGGGGCUUCAGGUUUAGGCUUGGCUCCUGAGCUGGGCUGGGAGCCUCAUGCAGCACCCACUCCUGUCAGAGAGGCAAUGGCUUCUUCAUCUGAACCUCAUACACAGCCUGGGUCUGUCAGCCCCCCUCCCCAAGCACAGGCUGCCUCCAGGAAGCGCCAGCUGUGCUCCAGACAGAGCUCCCAGGUGGGAAAGAGGCCCAGGCUGGAGCUGGGUUUUGGCCUGUCCCCUCCGGGUGAGCAGAUGGAGCCGGUGGGUGGUGGGAUGGGGGCGCAGGGUGCAGGGAUUCCAGCUGUGGACAGGGACUUGCUGCGGCAGCCGCGCGGCAGGGUGAGGGACGGCGGGUACGGGCCUGGGCUCUGCUCCGUGCUGGAGGAGACCGAGCUGGCCUGGGCAGGCCCAGAGGACAAGAGCUGCAGGAACUGCUGCACAGAGACCCGAGGAGCCUCUUUCCCCAUACUUGGGACGUUGUUUGGCAGCUAA